Mugil cephalus (flathead mullet) is the source of this 1670-nucleotide messenger RNA. RefSeq names its product hairy-related 9 (gene hes4). NCBI's taxonomy places the organism in Eukaryota, Metazoa, Chordata, Actinopteri, Mugiliformes, Mugilidae. Bases 329 to 1204 code for a protein of 291 amino acids. The record is from RefSeq and is a predicted model, not a curated record. Gene Ontology annotation, cellular component: nucleus. The transcript has 4 exons. Gene Ontology annotation, molecular function: protein dimerization activity; DNA-binding transcription factor activity, RNA polymerase II-specific; RNA polymerase II cis-regulatory region sequence-specific DNA binding. Gene Ontology annotation, biological process: regulation of transcription by RNA polymerase II; anterior/posterior pattern specification; regulation of neurogenesis.
GCGAGUGUGGGAAAGAAUGCAGAGAGGGUUUCACACGAACCGGGAGCACGCGAGCCGUCUAUAAGUAGCGCCGCGGCGUGUGUCUCCGGCAGAAGUGGAGAGUCGCUCUGCACGGCGCACCGCACCGCACGCUCCUCGCACUCAAAUGACAGCUCAGUGAUAACAAACGGCAAGAAUCAUCGGUGGGACUCGACCGUCGGGCUUAUCUCACACGUCCUGCAGUGGCACCAAGUGAUUCUCCUUUUUUUUUUUUUACCAUUUCCCCGCGCUUCCAAGAGAGGAUUUACUUCUUUACGCAUACAUUUGUAUUUACCUGCUUUGAUCAACAAUGCCAGCUGACACUAUGGAAAAGCAGACGGCAUCUCCGAUUGCUGGCGCCCCUGCUAAUGGAUCUCACACACCGGACAAACCGAAAAAUGCCAGCGAGCAUAGAAAAUCGUCCAAACCGAUCAUGGAAAAACGCCGGAGGGCCAGAAUCAACGAAAGCCUCGGGCAGCUCAAGACACUCAUCCUGGACGCACUCAAAAAAGAUAGCUCCAGGCACUCCAAGUUGGAAAAAGCAGACAUCCUGGAGAUGACAGUGAAGCACUUGAGGAACCUGCAGCGCGUACAGAUGAGCGCAGCGCUCUCGGCAGAUGCCACGGUCCUGAGUAAAUACAGAGCCGGAUUCAACGAGUGCAUGAAUGAGGUCACCCGCUUCCUGUCCACCUCAGAGGGGGUGAACACGGAGGUGAGGUCGAGGCUCCUCAACCACCUGUCCAGCUGCAUGAGCCAGAUGAUGUCCAUGAACUACCCUCAGCAGUCACCGUCCCAGCAGGCGCACCUGGCUCAGCCUCUCCACGUGCAGCUCCCAUCCACUCUGCCCAUCAGCGGUGCCGCCAUGGCUUCCAAACUCAGUCCAGCCGAGGCCGUCUCCCCCAAGGUGUUUGGUGGGUUUCAGCUGGUGCCCGCAACCGACGGACAGUUCGCUUUUUUGAUCCCCAACCCGGCCUUUGCCUCCGCCACAGCGCCCGUCAUUCCCCUUUACGCGAACGCAGGAGUUCCUGUUGCGGUUAACGCUAGUCCAGUUCACGGCGGGUCAGCACCGACCGCAACAUCUCCAGUCCACGGCAUGACGUCUUUCUCCGGGGGGUCCCAGGCGGUCAGCCCCGUGGGGGUCAGCACCGGAUCUGAGAGCAGCGAGCCUGUGUGGCGGCCUUGGUAGCUUAAGGGAUGAGAGACUCGUGUGAAUACAGUUUGCAUUACUUUUCCAGUUUAAACUUCUAACUGACUGCACAUACAACUGUUGCGGGGGUUGAACCCGUGACUUUACCGCUACGGGAUGGUAACUCUAACCACUUAAUACCGCCGAGUAGUUCUUGUUGUUUCGUUUUAUGGAACAGUUUAUCUUAAACAUUUUUGUUUUUCGUUUUUUUUUUUCGUUUUUUUUUUUUUUUUUUAAUAAUUUAUUGUUGAUUCCAACAUUUGGAUUUCAGUGGUAAACAGAUGGAAGAUUUAUAGGAACAUUUUGUUAUGAAGUACUUUUUAUGAAAAGGUUUAGUUUUGUACAGAGGUGUUAUCGAUUGUUAUACCAAAGCUGUGUUUUAUAUUCUUUGUUGUUUUGUGUUGAAAAGAAAAACUGAAGUUGGGCGUUGACCCAUUGUUUUAAUAAAUGAGAUUUCAUAAAUUUA